Messenger RNA from Psammomys obesus (fat sand rat), 2836 nucleotides. RefSeq names its product SMAD family member 2 (gene Smad2). The record is from RefSeq and is a predicted model, not a curated record. Gene Ontology annotation, cellular component: heteromeric SMAD protein complex. The coding region runs from base 53 to 1456 and encodes 467 amino acids. Gene Ontology annotation, biological process: transforming growth factor beta receptor signaling pathway; anatomical structure morphogenesis; SMAD protein signal transduction. The transcript is spliced from 10 exons. Gene Ontology annotation, molecular function: RNA polymerase II cis-regulatory region sequence-specific DNA binding; I-SMAD binding; DNA-binding transcription factor activity, RNA polymerase II-specific. Lineage: Eukaryota; Metazoa; Chordata; Mammalia; Rodentia; Muridae.
GAUUUACCAGGCUGUUUCUGAGUGUGGAUUGUUACCCUUGCCUGGUAAGAAAAUGUCGUCCAUCUUGCCAUUUACUCCGCCAGUGGUGAAGAGACUUCUGGGAUGGAAAAAAUCAGCCGGUGGGUCUGGAGGAGCAGGUGGCGGAGAACAGAAUGGACAGGAAGAAAAGUGGUGUGAAAAAGCAGUGAAAAGUCUGGUGAAAAAGCUAAAGAAAACAGGACGAUUAGAUGAGCUUGAGAAAGCCAUCACCACUCAGAAUUGCAAUACUAAAUGUGUUACCAUACCAAGCACUUGCUCUGAAAUUUGGGGACUGAGUACACCAAAUACGGUAGAUCAGUGGGAUACAACAGGCCUUUACAGCUUCUCUGAACAAACCAGGUCUCUUGAUGGUCGUCUUCAGGUUUCACAUCGGAAAGGGUUGCCACAUGUUAUAUAUUGCCGGUUGUGGCGCUGGCCGGACCUUCACAGUCAUCAUGAGCUCAAAGCAAUUGAAAACUGCGAAUAUGCUUUUAAUCUGAAAAAAGAUGAAGUAUGUGUAAAUCCUUACCACUACCAGAGAGUUGAGACACCAGUUUUGCCUCCAGUAUUAGUGCCUCGGCACACAGAGAUUCUAACAGAACUGCCGCCUCUGGAUGACUAUACUCACUCCAUUCCAGAAAACACUAAUUUCCCAGCAGGAAUUGAGCCACAGAGUAAUUACAUCCCAGAAACACCACCACCUGGAUAUAUCAGUGAAGAUGGAGAAACAAGUGAUCAACAGUUAAAUCAAAGUAUGGACACAGGCUCUCCAGCUGAACUGUCUCCUACUACUCUCUCUCCUGUUAAUCACAGCCUGGAUUUGCAGCCAGUUACUUACUCGGAACCCGCAUUUUGGUGUUCAAUAGCGUAUUAUGAACUAAACCAGAGGGUUGGAGAGACCUUCCACGCAUCGCAGCCCUCGCUCACUGUAGACGGUUUUACAGAUCCGUCAAACUCAGAGAGGUUCUGCUUAGGUUUGCUCUCCAACGUUAACCGAAAUGCUACUGUAGAAAUGACAAGAAGGCAUAUAGGAAGGGGAGUGCGCUUGUAUUACAUAGGUGGGGAAGUUUUUGCCGAGUGCCUAAGUGAUAGUGCAAUCUUUGUGCAGAGCCCCAACUGUAACCAGAGAUACGGCUGGCACCCUGCAACAGUGUGUAAAAUUCCGCCAGGCUGUAACCUGAAGAUCUUCAACAACCAAGAAUUUGCUGCUCUUUUGGCUCAGUCUGUUAACCAGGGUUUUGAAGCUGUUUAUCAGCUAACUCGAAUGUGCACCAUAAGAAUGAGUUUUGUGAAGGGUUGGGGAGCAGAAUACCGGAGGCAGACAGUAACAAGUACUCCGUGCUGGAUUGAACUUCACCUGAAUGGCCCCCUGCAGUGGUUGGACAAAGUGUUAACUCAGAUGGGAUCCCCUUCAGUGCGAUGCUCGAGCAUGUCCUAGAGUCCGCCACCAGUCAUGCUCAUCAGAGACUCCGUGCAACAACUCUUCCGUCGUAGUGUUUGUGUAUGAUCCCGUGGACUGUUCGCUAGCCAAAAAUUCCAGAGCGAAAACAGCACUUGAGGUCUCAUCAGUUAAAGCACCUUGUGGAAUCUGUUUCCUAUAUUUGAAUAUUAGAUGGGAAAAUUAGUGUUUAGAAAUGCCCUCCCCUAAGGGGGAAGAGAAGACUGAAAGACUUGAUGUCGUCUUGUUGGGCAUAAGACAGUGUCCCAAAGGUUAUUAAUAACAGUAGUAGUUAUGUGUACAGGUAAUGUAUCAAGACCCAGUAUUGCAGUACUAUGCUGUUUGUAUACAUUUUUAGUUUGCAUAAAUGAGGUGUGUGUGCUGCUUCUUGGUCUAGGCAAGCCUUUAUAAAGUUACAGUACCUAAUCUGUUAUUCCCACUUCUCCGUUAUUUUUGUGUCUUUUUUAAUAUAUAAUAUAUAUAUCAAGAUUUUCAAAUUAUCGUUUAGAAGCAGAUUUUCCUUGUAGAAACUAAUUUUUCUGCCUUUUACCAAAAAUAAACAAACUCUUGGGGGAAGAAAAGUGGAUUAACUUGGAAAUCCUUGACCUUAAUGUGUCCAGUGAAUCUUAGCAGUCAUUCUUUGUGUUUAUUUCCUGCCGAAUUGCAUUAGAAGGAGACCUUACUGGAAACUUCCAAGCUCUUCAUCACAUUUCUGUUGAUACAAAACAGUACAGCAUGAUAUCACUCUGGUAAAAAGUUGUACUGAUGGCUUCUGGGGUAGUUAGUUAAACCUGAGUCUGGUAAAGGUUUGCAGAGAGUAAGUCCUUUUGUUUUAUAACCAAACUUCGGCAGAUAAUAACUGACUUGUAUAACCUGUUGGUCUGUUGAUUAACUUUUGUCUCAAAACAUGCACAGGUGGCAGUAUAAUUAUUUUCAGGGCUAUUCUAGAAUCAUCUCAGUAUGUGUUUCCUUCUUCCAAAGUCAGUCUAAUAAUAAAGUACCUUUCUGUAAAGGCAGCCGACCUUCUGCCUCGUUGUAUUAUAAAGUGGACCUUUUGUAUGUGGAGUGACACUGAGGUAUGGUCAGCAGAUAGGGCCAUCAAAGUAUAUUCUAUGUAUUUAUGAAUGGAAUGUUAUAUGAUUUCAAAAUUUUAAAGAUUGGGAGCUAAGCCUUUUAGCCAGAUAUUUAGCCUGCAGUUGCCUGUAGUCUGAGCUCUUCUUGACUAGUCCUCAGUGUGUGGUUCACUGACCUUUCUGUUCUGCAGUAAGGAGAUCCCAGCUGUUCUGUUGGUCCUCCAUUGUGCGGCACACAACAGUCAUGCCCAGUGUUGACUCCUUUCUUGUUUGCAACUCUGUAUAAAUGGAAAAUAUUUCCUGGUCU